CCCUAACCAAUAACUCUAACUUUGACAGUUUGACUUCAGCGCCUCCUUCUCCUUCCUCUCCCGCUAUCUUUCCACGGCCACCAUUGUCUCUCCUUCAUUAACGGCCUCCUCCCUCUUACCUCCGCCGGCAAGCUCUCCCUCUUUCUCUCUCAGAAGAUUGAAAGAAGGGGAAGAAUCCUUCUCUCAAUCUCUCAGUCGAAUAUGGGAAAUCGAUGGCUAGCUACUGCGAGGGUUGAGCGCGGAGAUCUGUGGAAGAGCGACGCCCUCUCCGGCUCAGGCACCACAUAUUUUCACCGACGGCUACUUUUCCUUGUACCAUUGAAAGCUCGAAGAGGUCGACAUCGUUCGUAGCUGUCGAAUCGAUUACUUAGAGAAAAGAGAGAGAGUGAACUACUGUUCAGUGUUGGAGGGAGGGAGGAAGGAAGGGUUUCCGAUCCCGAUCCCGAUCUCGAUGUCGGUGAUGGAGAUCAAUAGUUCAAUUUCGUGCCCUUCAACUCCUUGUUGGAUCUCCGAGAGGCCGUUCCUCACCGACAGCUUUCAUCAGGUUCCUCCUCCUCAUCUUCUCUUUACUCUUUACUUUAACCUCCUCCUCCUCCUCCUCCUCAUUUACUUUCCAUUUGAAAUUUCCGUUCAGUUUGUGCAGAAAACCAAAUGGACGUUGCGUUUCGCCACCGAUACCAAGGAUUCCCAUACUGUGGGAUUCCAAGAUUCCAUUGGCUGUUACAAUGCUGCUGUUCAGGAACUGGUGGAGGUUUCAGAGGCUUAUGUUUAAGCACAAGUUGUACCAGCUAAGGGAAGAGAGGGAUAUGAAGCCUGAGACUUUUGCUAGCCUUGUCUCAGCUAUUAUCUAUUAUCUACGAGAAAAGGCUAAGGCCAUGGCUGGUGAUACUGCUGUAAGGUCAUUGCUAGAAAAGAUGGCUGAAUGUGCUAGCAAUGCGUACCUGGGUAUAUUAGAGAGGUGGGUAUAUGAAGGAGUCAUUGAUGAUCCUUACGGUGAAUUUUUCAUUGCUGAGAACAAAUCUCUUCAAAAGGAAAGACUCAAGAUUAUGAAGCCAAGUAUUGGAGGCAACGUUACAGCUUAAGGAUGGAAGUCCUAGCUUUCUUGCAAAUAUUGCUGGGACAAUUUUAAUCACUGGAAAAUAUCUAAAUGUCAUGAGAGAAUGUGGGCAACAUGUUCAGGUUCCACUAUGGUUUAUCCUGUACGUUUGUACAAUAUUAUCUUCUUCUCCUUGUUUUUUUUUUUUGGUACAAUCCUUCACCUCCCUUGUGGUGUCAUUAGUAUCAAGGGAGGUGUCGUUAGUAUCUAUCAGUGACUGGAUUGUAUGAAUAGGUCCCUGUAUCUGAAAAUUCGAAAUUGAUGAGCUUUGGAUCAAAUCAUCGUUAUGUUGAGUGUAUAAAAUCUGCUUAUGACUUUGCUAGCAGUGAGCUUUUAAAUCUUAUCAAAGAAAAAGUGAGGCUCAGUCGUCAUAAAUACUUAAGUUUUUCUGUGCAUAUGUUAUCAUUCUUUUUGGUUCCUAUAUGAAUAAAUUCAUGAUUGAUGAUCUUCAUAGCAAUUCAUUUAUCUUGUUGUCUAAUCUUACCUUUUUUUUUUCCCCUUUUUUUGUCUGUAUGUAGUAUGAUCUGAUAGGGAAGCUACGAUCUAUAAAGCACUAUCUUCUUCUUGAUCAGGUAUAUAUACUGCUGUAUGACCAGUGAACUUGGAAGUAGAUUAAUGGGUAUGCAAUAUGUUUUAGUAUGAAUAUUUAUGCUUCAUCUGCCAUUGAGAUUGGAAAGCUUCAGUCAUCUAUAUCAGGUUAGGUGCUAGGUCAGUGUCUACUUAAUAUUCCAUGGGAAUAAGCGAGCAUGUGUAUGUUUAUGUCAUUAUAAAUCGUGGGUGGACAUUUUGAACACUUGGGUAUUAGCUCCGUCAAGCACUAGAAUGCUUGGCUUUCAGGUCUAGAUCUCAGAGGCAGUACCUGGUUAUUAUAAAGGAUUUUGUGAUGUUUAAUCUAUUCUACCAUGUGGUUAUUAAGUGGAAUGUUAAAUGUUUUCCCUCAUGUUAUUCAUACAAUGAAAAUGUUAUUCAAAUCAAUU
Messenger RNA from Rosa rugosa (rugosa rose), 2073 nucleotides. RefSeq names its product gamma-tubulin complex component 2-like. Bases 726 to 1082 code for a protein of 118 amino acids. Gene Ontology annotation, biological process: cytoplasmic microtubule organization; meiotic cell cycle; spindle assembly. Gene Ontology annotation, molecular function: gamma-tubulin binding; microtubule minus-end binding. The record is from RefSeq and is a predicted model, not a curated record. NCBI's taxonomy places the organism in Eukaryota, Viridiplantae, Streptophyta, Magnoliopsida, Rosales, Rosaceae. Gene Ontology annotation, cellular component: gamma-tubulin small complex; spindle pole; centrosome. The transcript is spliced from 6 exons.